This is a messenger RNA of Panicum hallii, 1401 nucleotides long. Its product is annotated as transcriptional corepressor LEUNIG-like. The record is from RefSeq and is a predicted model, not a curated record. The transcript is spliced from 7 exons. Gene Ontology annotation, molecular function: transcription corepressor activity; protein binding. Lineage: Eukaryota; Viridiplantae; Streptophyta; Magnoliopsida; Poales; Poaceae. The coding region runs from base 452 to 1186 and encodes 244 amino acids.
GCGUACCAUUUGAGAUCAUUUUCUACUACGAGCGAUGAAUGAACCGUAAGGUCCAAAAUAAUCUUUGUAUAAUUUGGUGCAUGUUACUAAACACAUCCUAAAAUCUCACGUAGGCAAUUGCAUUUGGAACAUGCAACUGAAAGCAUCCCAUGCAGGGCAUACGGCGAUGUAUGGAGCGGAUGAGUUUGUUGCUGUGGAUUGCAGCAAGGAUUUCGUUUGCGCUUGGAGAUGUCCGCCUCUCUCUCCACGUCGCUGCUCUCUGUCUGCACAUCCAAACCGGCAAGCCCUAUGCGUAGGCGACUUCCCCAAUGGGUUCCAGGCCGUCGAACUUACACCACCUGACCAGAGCGAGGCGAGUCGACGAGUUUCGCAGAGGGGGGUCGAGGGGUUCAGGGAUCGGAGGCCAGCUGACCUCAAGCAUCAGGCGACGUGAUAAUCUCUGCUGGAUUAUAUGAGGCCCUGCGUGGAUUCCAGCGAAGUGUAUGGCUUUGGUGAGAUUGCAAAAGCAAGUGCCAGUGGAAGCAAAGUUACCUGUUGCGACAUCUCGUCUGAUGGCAAACUGCUUGCUACCGGUGGCCAUGAUAAAAAGGCUGUCCUGUGGUGUACAGAGCCCCUGCUAGAGCCUAAAUCUUCGCUGGAAGAGCACUCGAUGCUGAUCACUGACGUUAGAUUUAGCCCAAGCAUGCCACGACGCCUUGCUACAUCCUCCUUUGACAGAACGCUGCGGGUUUGGGAUGCUGAUGAGACGGAGUAUUCUCUCCGUACUUUCACAGGGCAUCAAGCAUCUAUUACGUCACUUGAUUUCCAUCCUAACAAACAAGAUGUGAUAUGCUCCUGUGAUGGCGGCGGGCAAGUGCGUAGCUGGAGCACAAAAUAUGCUAACUGUCUGAACCGUGUUAAGGUGUCCAGGGGUCUGAGAUUUCAACCUCGCAGGGGAAAGUAUCUAGCAACAGCCUCAGAGAAGGCUGUCUUCAUACUUGAUGGGGAAACACAAAUUGUCCGUAGAAGCCCUUUACAGGGGCACUCUAAGGAUAUUCAGUCACUUUGUUGGGAUUCUCCUGGUGACUAUCUGGCUUCUGUCAGUGAAGACUCGGUCAGAAUAUGGUCGUUUGCUUCUGGGCAUGAUGUCUUUGGAACUCUGGGACAUAAGGGGAAACAAAUCAGUUACGCUCAACAAUGCGCAUGAUGGUUUAGUUGCGGCCCUAGCAGCCUCGAGCGAACACAGGGCACGUUGCCUCAGUAAGUCUCGAUAAGAUUGUCGAGCCUCAGUAAUCCGCCGAUUAGGAUGUCCGGCGAAAAUGUUCAAGAACUACCAUGCUGUUGGUCACUGUGACUUGUCAAGAGAAUGCGGGCUGGCGUGAUCUACCUCUGGAAUAUGUCGAAAAUUUGCUGGACACAAGU